Fragaria vesca subsp. vesca is the source of this 1661-nucleotide messenger RNA. Its product is annotated as violaxanthin de-epoxidase, chloroplastic-like. The transcript has 7 exons. The coding region runs from base 192 to 1661 and encodes 489 amino acids. Gene Ontology annotation, biological process: xanthophyll cycle. NCBI's taxonomy places the organism in Eukaryota, Viridiplantae, Streptophyta, Magnoliopsida, Rosales, Rosaceae. The record is from RefSeq and is a predicted model, not a curated record. Gene Ontology annotation, molecular function: violaxanthin de-epoxidase activity.
CUCUUUGCCUGCGUCGUCCUUUUGUGCAUACUUUGUCCUUCCCUUCAUUUCACUCCCUGCAAACCAAGAUAAGCUCCUGCUGCCAUGCGCGUACUCUUCUCCUCCAACUCACCCCAAGAUCUUCUGUCCAUUGGAACAAUCGGAUGAUUGGAUCAUCGUUCUCGGAAAACAACUAAGGUCUGAAUUGAAGUAUGGCACUGGCCGCGCGUUCAAUCUCCCUGUUCCAUAAUGAUAGUAUUGGCAGUACAUGUAUGAGGUUGGGAUUUACAAGUGAAGAAAGGUUUCAGAAGAGAAGGGUGGUUGAUUUUCAAGUGGUUGUGAAAUUUUGUCCCAAUAGCAGAAAAUCAAGAUACUCCCAAUUCAUUAGUUCUGAUAGAAACUCUUCUGGUUUGGGGUCGAAAUGGUCUUCUAUGCUCUCUAGGAGGACUGAGAAGGCCUUUUCAAAAAGGGGAACAAGAAGUAGUGAAAUUGAGACGAAACAGGUGAUUAAUGUUAUACUUGAAGAAAUAUCAAGUCUCGUUAGAGAGUGGAGUCAGUUACACUUCUUGAAAGUAGCCGGUUUACUGGUAUGCGCUCUCAUGGUGAUACCUUCAGCCAAUGCUGUUGAUGCUCUCAAAACUUGUUCCUGCUUACUUAAGGAAUGCAGGGUAGAACUUGCAAAGUGCAUUGCAAACCCGUCCUGUGCUGCCAAUGUAGCUUGUCUGCAAACUUGUAAUAAUCGUCCUGAUGAGACAGAAUGCCAGAUUAAAUGCGGAGACCUGUUUGAGAACAGUGUCGUGGAUGAAUUUAAUGAAUGUGCGGUGUCACGAAAGAAGUGUGUACCUAUGAAAUCCGACGUGGGAGAAUUUCCUAUCCCAGAUCCUUCUGCUCUUGUUCAAAGCUUUGAUAUGGAAAAGUUUAAUGGGAAAUGGUUCAUCACUAGUGGCUUGAAUCCUACCUUUGAUGCUUUUGAUUGCCAAGUGCAUGACUUCCAUACAGAAUCUGGCAGACUUAUAGGAAAUUUAUCUUGGAGAAUAAGAACCCCUGAUGGUGGAUUUUUCACCCGAACAGCUGUUCAGAAGUUUGUGCAAGAUCCAAACCAGCCUGGCAUACUAUACAAUCAUGACAAUGAUUAUCUUCACUAUCAAGAUGACUGGUACAUUCUAUCUUCGAAGAUAGAGAAUAAACCGGAUGACUAUAUAUUUGUAUACUACCGUGGCAAGAAUGAUGCGUGGGACGGAUACGGUGGUUCUGUGAUAUAUACAAGGAAUUCAGUUUUGCCACAAAGCAUUGUUCCUGAACUUGAAAAAGCAGCUGCGAACGUGGGACGAGACUUCAGCAAGUUCAUCAAAACUGAUAAUACUUGCGGGCCUGAACCUCCACUUGUAGAGAGGUUGGAGAAGAAACUUGAGGAAGGGGAGAGGACCAUUAUAGAGGAGGUUGAACAGAUAGAAGGGGAGGUGCAGAAGGCUGAACAGACUGAGCUGUCAUUGUUUCAAAGGUUAGCAGAAGGGUUUAAUGAGAGGUUAGCAAAAGGGUUUAAUGAGAUUAAACAAGAUGAGGAGAACUUCUUGAGAGAGCUUUCCAAAGAAGAGAUGGAUAUAUUGAGCGAGCUCAAAAUGGAAGCAACCGAAGUAGGAAAGCUUUUCGGACGAACACUUCCUCUUCGGAAGCUAAGGUAG